AGCGGUACUUGAAAUUAUUGUUCUAAAAUUCAGAACUCAUAAAAUUAAAAUCUCUGACUCCGACUACAAUGUACAUACAUAUAUGGUCAUCACAUAUGUUGUAAGAGUAGUAGAGAGGCAAAACAGGGAAGAAAGAGAGAGAGAAUGCAAGGAGACAAAUCAAAUGACAUUUACAGAGAGUGCUUAAGGAACCAUGCAGCCAGCCUGGGUAGUUAUGCCACUGAUGGCUGUGGAGAAUUCACACUUGAUGACAACAACACUUCCCCCGGAGGCAGCAGCAACUUAAACUGCGCUGCCUGCGGCUGUCACCGUAACUUCCACCGCAAGUUCACUUGUGGUGCUAGUUACAGCAACAACAACAACAUUAGCCGCGAUGAUAAAGAAAUCAUCGCGGCUGAUUAUCGCCUGGCCACUACUGAAGAGUCGCCUGCGGUUUCAGAGAGGAGCGGGAAGAAGAGGUUUAGGACGAAGUUUACAACAGAUCAGAAGGAGAAAAUGCUGGCAUUUGCGGAGAAAUUGGGGUGGACGUUACAAAGGAAAGAUGAGGAAAACGAGACUGACAGAUUUUGCAGAGAGAUAGGGGUAAGUAGAAAAGUGUUUAAAGUAUGGAUGCAUAAUCAUAAGAAUAAUUCUUCCUCUGUAUCCAGUACUAUUACUGGUAAUAAUGCAUCUUCUCUUACUCAAUAAAAGGUCUAAUUUAAUUUUUACUU
Molecule: messenger RNA, 710 nt
Organism: Solanum dulcamara
Lineage: Eukaryota; Viridiplantae; Streptophyta; Magnoliopsida; Solanales; Solanaceae
Product: zinc-finger homeodomain protein 9-like
Exons: 1
Coding region: 145-687 (180 amino acids)
Biological process (GO): regulation of developmental process; regulation of DNA-templated transcription
Cellular component (GO): nucleus
Molecular function (GO): transcription cis-regulatory region binding; DNA-binding transcription factor activity
Source: RefSeq, a predicted model, not a curated record